Pollicipes pollicipes is the source of this 2804-nucleotide messenger RNA. Its product is annotated as netrin receptor UNC5C. Gene Ontology annotation, cellular component: membrane. The record is from RefSeq and is a predicted model, not a curated record. The annotation marks the transcript as partial. Gene Ontology annotation, molecular function: netrin receptor activity. The transcript has 19 exons. Lineage: Eukaryota; Metazoa; Arthropoda; Thecostraca; Pollicipedomorpha; Pollicipedidae. Gene Ontology annotation, biological process: motor neuron axon guidance; netrin-activated signaling pathway.
GUGGUGGGGUGCGCUGCGUGUGUGCUCGGUCCGCGCUCGCAGGGGGACUAUCCCGCUGGAGGCCGAGAGGAGGGGGACAGCGACACGAGGACGGUUCGGAGCGGAGAGCCGGCGCGUGCGUAGUGUGCGGCAGCUGACCUGACCUGUCUGUGGUGCUGAUGCGGACGGUCCCGCGCUCAGGAGCUCCUCGUCUGCUGAUCCGGACCCGUCGGCACUCUCUGACCAUGGCCGUGCUAGCGGCCCUGCUCGGUCUGACCUGCGCCCUGGUGCUGACCUCGGCCCAAACGCUGGACGACGACCUACACUCCCACCUGGACGACGACCACCUGCUGCUGCCAAACGUGCUGCCGACGGGACCGAGUCUCGACCAAUCAGCGCCCGUCUUCCUCGAAGUGCCCGCCCCCGCGUACGUGAUGCGCAACAAGCCGGCGACCUUGACCUGUCGGUCGGCGCACGCGCUCCACCUCUACUUCCGGUGCAACGGCGAGCUGGUGAGCGACCGGGAGCACUCGCGGGCCGACUACGUGGACCCGCAGACGGCCAUCCGGCAGCUGGAGGUCAAGCUGGACGUGGACCGGCGCAGCGUGGAGGAAUACUUCGGCGACUACCACUGCGUCUGCACGGCCUGGAGCAGCCGCGGCGAGAAGACCAGCCCCCGGGUCAAGGUCACGCUGGCCUACCUGAAGAAGGCGUUCCACACGCCGCCGUUCGCCGACGCCGUGGAGGUGGACGAGACGGUGGAGCUGCGCUGCGUGCCGCCGGCCGGCGACCCGCCGCCCACCGUCAGCUGGCUCAAGAACCGCGUGCCCGUCGACCCCAAGCUGGACCCCAACUACAUCAUCUCGAACGAGGGCAACCUGCUGAUCGCGGCCGCUAAGCUGUCCGACAUGGCCAACUACUCGUGCGUGGCCGAGAACGUGGCCAACCGCCGGGUCAGCCCUCCGGCGCGGGUCACCGUCUACGUGAACGGCGGCUGGUCGGGGUGGGGCGCCUGGUCCGGCUGCCAGCCGCCGUGCGGCAGCCCCCGGCCGAUGAACGGGGGCCGCCAGUGUCGCGGACCGGCGCAGCAGGCGGCCGACUGCAGCUCCCUCUGUCCGCCCGUGGACGGCGGGUGGUCGGCGUUCGGCGAUUGGUCGGCAUGUGACGUCACGUGUCGUCAGAGCCGGCAGCGAGCGUGCUCGGCCCCGGUGCCGGCCCAUGGGGGUGUACCCUGCUCGGGCGCCGACCGGCAGCACCGCAACUGCUCCAGGGCCGACUGCGAAGAGGUGCGAGCCGCGCUGCUGGACCGCUCGUCCACUGAUCAGGCGGCCCGAGCGGUGGCGCAGUCGGACGUGGCGCUGUAUGUCGGUCUGGCGGUGGCCCUGCUCGUCUUCCCGAUGAUCGCGCUGAUCGCCCUGAAGCUGUACCGACGCAAGGGCCGCGGCCAGAGCAUGUACGGACUCACCGAGAGAGACUACGAGGCUAAGUACUACGACAACAACAAGAAGCAGCUCAGCUACACGCCCGACCUGACGUCAAACGUCACGGGCGUGAGCUCGACGCCGCCCAGCCGGGUCACAGACUACGCCUACAACAGGCUGGGCAGCGGCACCAGCCGGCCCGGCCUGCUGGGGGGUCACUCGGAGCACCACUACGACGAGCCGCUGCUGCCGCCGGGCCGGCUGACCGGCGCCCGACACUCGCCGGCCGGCGACGCUCCCUCCACCGGCUCCCGCGGCUCGCAGGCCACCAGCAGCUCGCGCGAUAACCCGCACCACAGCGGCUCCUCCUACUGCAGCUCCCCCACCUCUCGUCCGACGUCUCUGUACGACGCGGAGGCCGCGUCCUGCCGCCAAUCGCUGCUCUCCACACCACUGCCAUCUAGUGUCAACCCGGACAACCUCGAUUUCGGCACAGUGACGUCGGCGGGCGCCGUGCUGACGCUGGAGAGCGCCGGCGUCUCGCUGCUGGUGCCGGAGGGCGCCGUGCCGGCCGGCCAGCUCGAGGAGGUCUACCUGGCCGUGAUGAGCGACACCCGCGAGAAGCCCCAGCUGGCGGAACACCAGACGCUAUUGUCGCCGGUGAUUCUGGUCGGCCCGCCCGGCACCCAGUUUCUGAAGCCGGUCGUCGUCAGCUUCCACCACUGCGCCAACCUCAAGUCCACCUGGAACGUGUCGGUGUACGGCUCCGAGAGUCCUCCAGACGAGGUUCCUCAGUGGCAGCGCAUCGUGACCCUGGGUCAGGAAACGAUCAACACGCCAAUCUAUACCCAGCUGGACCAGGGCAAGGUUCACAUCCUGACAGACUGGCUACAGGCCUUCGCACUGGUCGGAGAGCCCUGCACUGCGCCGGCCGUGAAGAACCUGCGUCUGGCUGCGUUUGGGCCGCGGCUGGUGGCCGCCGCCGAGUACUGCGUGCGGCUGUACGUGGUGGAGGACACCAGAGCGGCGCUGGAGGGCGUGACACAGUUGGAGCGGCGUUUGGGUGGCCGCCUGCUGGACAAGCCCAAGACCCUGCCGUUCCAGAGCGGCGGCGCCGGCCUCUGCCUGGCGCUGGAGGACCUCAGUCUCGGCUGGAGGUGCAAGCCGCAGGGCGGCUACCAGGAGAUCCCGUUCCGUCACGUGUGGGGCAGCACGUGUCCGCUGCUGCACUGCUCGUUCUGUCUGGAGCACGUGGGUCACGCGGCAGCCAGGGACGGCCUGGCGUUCUCCGCCCGGGUGCAAGUGUACCAGCGGGGCAGCCAGACGCGUCGCCAACUCAUCCGGGUCUCUUCCUCCGAGAGUCACACACAGGCGCUGAGUCCACCGCCGUGUCGAGCGCCAACU